UGGCACCAGCCGCGCGGACAGGACAGCUCCGUCGACUUGGGGGAGCUGCAGACGGGCAGAGCGGGCAACUCCCUGGGAGGCAGACGCCGGCGGACGACGGGUGCUGGGAAGCGAGCUGCAGGGGACGGUGAAAGCAGGUCCGCGGCCCGGGCUGACGCCAGGCAGGUAAAAAGAGAAAGAUAGAGAAAGAAAUGAAGAAAAAGACCAGAGGACUGCUCACCUCUGACCUGUGCACCUUUAAUUUUCUUUUGGAUGCCAGACCUUCACGGGGGCCUGUGCUGUUCCAUUGUGCACCCCCUUCUGCACCACCCUUUCUCUCAGAUGUAGAGAGAGAGACAGGAAGAGAGACCCUGUCGCACUGUUUCACUGCUCCACCACUUACAGAGCUUCCUCUGCAUGGUGCUCUCGUGGCGGCCAGGAGCUCAGACCCAGGUCCUUGUCCACUCUCCCUGGAGUCCUUUAUGUAUUCAGAGUACAAGUCUUCUGUCAGGUAUAAAAAAUAGGUCCCUCCUCUGACUGAACUAAAUAACAAUAAUCAAGCAACUCCCUAACAACAAAUCAUGGCAUUACCAUUCCGGAAGGACUUAGAGAAGUACAAGGACCUUGAUGAAGACGAGCUCCUCGGGAAUCUGUCAGAAGUAGAACUAAAACAACUGGAAACAGUUCUGGAUGAUCUUGACCCAGAGAAUGCUCUGUUGCCUGCAGGGUUCCGGCAGAAGAACCAGACGUCAAAGUCUGCCACAGGGCCCUUUGAUAGGGAGCAUCUCCUCUCGUAUCUGGAGAAGGAAGCGCUGGAGCACAAGGACCGGGAAGACUAUGUUCCCUACACUGGGGAAAAAAAAGGCAAAAUAUUCAUCCCUAAACAGAAACCUAUCCAGACUUUUGCAGAAGAAAAAGUGUCUCUUGAUCCAGAAUUAGAAGAAGCUUUGACUAGUGCUUCAGAUACAGAAUUGUGUGACCUUGCAGCCAUUCUUGGGAUGCACAAUUUGAUAACGAACACAGAAUUCUGUAAUAUAGUAGGAAGCAGUAAUGGUGUCGACCAGGAACACUUUUCAAACGUGGUAAAAGGUGAAAAGAUUCUCCCGGUAUUUGAUGAGCCACCAAAUCCAACCAAUGUUGAAGAGAGUUUAAAGAGAAUUAAGGAAAAUGAUGUUCAUCUUGUUGAAGUUAAUUUGAAUAAUAUAAAGAAUAUCCCAAUCCCAACCCUGAAAGAUUUUGCAAAGGCAUUGGAAACCAACACACAUGUGAAAUGUUUCAGUCUUGCAGCCACCCGGAGCAAUGACCCCGUUGCCAUGGCUUUUGCAGAUAUGCUGAGAGUCAACAGACAUUUGAAAAGCCUAAAUGUAGAGUCCAAUUUUAUUACAGGAGUUGGGGUUCUGGCACUAAUUGAUGCUUUGAGAGAUAAUGAAGCCCUGUCAGAGCUCAAGAUUGACAAUCAGAGGCAACAGUUGGGGACAGCUGUAGAACUGGAAAUAGCCAAGAUGCUAGAGGAAAAUACAAAUAUCCUUAAACUUGGAUAUCAGUUUACACAGCAGGGACCCCGGACCAGAGCAGCUAAUGCUGUGACGAAAAACAAUGACUUAGUUCGCAAGAAGCGAGUUGAAGGAGACCACCAGUAGUCUGCCAAGGUGAAAUCUUUGGAAGAUUUUGAAAGGUCACCAAGAACUCGUAUUGGUGGCAUCAAAUGUAAAAUUUUCCUGGGUAGAAGGGAAAAGACUGGAAAUCUUUUUAUUUUUAACUAUAUGGAUUUUUUUUUUUUACCUAGUUUGAGUUCUCACCAAUUUCAAAUUAUAAAAUUAUUGUAGUUGGUGUUUUAUAUUUUAAAACAUUAUUUCUGUUUUCUACUACAAUCACUUUCAUUUUACCGUAAUUUUAUGAUGUAUGAGUCUUGGUUUAAAAAACACAGUGGCAAAAUUUUUUUCUAAAAUCAUUUAUAUAGCAUAAGUGAACAUUUUUCAAACCAAUCUUUUUUUUUAAAUCAAAAAAGGGACACUGAUGAUGGCUGACUUGCUGUUGUUCCUCAUAGGUAUAAAGCACUUCAAAGCUUUCCUGACAUGGAGGUGUUUUUUUGUUGGUUGGUUGGUUGGUUUUUUUUUUUUUUAGCAUACAUGAAUUUGCCCAGGGGCUUGCUCCUUUCAUCAAGAAAGCAGAAUGAGGUAGGGGAGAUGGUAUAAUAGUUAUACAAGAGACUCUCAGGCCUGAGGCUCUUGUGGUCCCAGGGUCAGUCCCCUGCACCAUCAUAAGCCAGAGCUGAGCAGUACUCUGGUUUAAAAAAAAAAAAAAGGUCAAGUUUAAAACAGAUGGCUCCAAAUCUAGUCCUGGGUUUAAGAGAAAGAGAUCUCUAGGGGAGAAAGGAUCUCUGUGCAUCCAAGUCACUAUUUCUAGUGUAUCUCAGCAAUAUCUAGCUUUCUAUUUUUUUCUUCCUCUUUUCUUUUAACAAAGCCAUCAGUAUUGCCACGUUACAUGCUUUGUUUUAAAAAAAACAUUUAAAUUCAUGACAGUUUUUCACUUGAAUAAUGUGGGCAUUAUUUGACAUUUGUAUUAGAAAGUAUCUAAGUAGGAAAGCUAUUUUCUUUCCUGUAAAAAGUAUAUGGACAAUUCUUGGUUUUGAGUGAAAGAACAUGUAAGUUGUUUUUAAGUACAUGAAAUCAAAGAUUUUAAAUAUGAGUUGUUGAGCUCUGAGAAGUGUGUGAAAACGGUAAACAUGCACAGUACAGAAGUACCUCGAAUGCAAAUCAGAAUUGCAUAAAAUAGUAUUCAAUCACCACUAAAAUUGUCCAGCCAGUAAGGAAAACUACUGUUCAUCAUGCUUUGCUUUCUUUUUUUUUUUUUUUUUUUUUUUUUUGCCUCCGGUUAUCACUGGGACUUGGUGCCUGCAUUAUAAAUCCACUGCUCCUGGAGGCCUUCUUUUUUUUUUUUUUUUUUAAUAGCAUAGGACAGAGAAAUUGAGAGUGAAGGGGAAAAUAGAGAUGGGGAGAGAAAGACACCGGCAGACCUGCUUCACUGCUUGUGAAGUUAUACACAUGCCGCGUGCACACGCACGUAGGGAGCCAAGGGCUUGAACCAGGAUUCUUGUGCAGGUCCUUGUGCUUCAUGCUAUGUGUGCUUAACCUGGUGCACUACUGCCCAGCGCCCCCUUGUUCAUUCUUUAUCCUUGUGUAAAAGAAAUUUUUCAUAACAAAAGCUGUCUUCCCAGUGCUCAAAGUAUUUAAAGUGAGCUCUUGAUGCUCAGUAGUAGGAUGACCAACACCUGACAUUGCCAAAGAGAGCAGGAACAAAAGAUUAGGGGGUAGGGACUGAGCUGAGUGUUCCUGAUCUCAAAAAUCAGGCCUGCCUGUCUCUUUCACAGGAGGGCUUCUCUAAAAGGGUAACUUGUUUCAGAGUGGGGAAAGGCUUGUUCAGCACUUUUGACAUUUUGGAAUUUGAAUCCCAAAAUGUCCUCUCUGGUGCUAGAUGAACCUGGCCGUUUCUUGUGUAAAUCCUUUUAAGAGAUGAAAUUUUCCCUCUUAAGAACAAGAAUGUGGGGCCGGGUGGUGGCGCACCUGGUUGAGCGCACAUGUUGCAAUGCGCAAGGAUCCAGGUUCGAGCCCCUGGUCCCCACCCGCAGGAGGAAAGCUUUGCGAGUGGUGAAGCAGGGCUGCAGGUGUCUGUCUCUCUCCCUCUCUGGCUCUCCCUUCCUCUUGAUUUCUGACUGUCUCUAUCCAAUAAAUAGAUAAUUUUAAAUUUCUUUCAAAGAACAAGAAUGUGUUUGUUUUCUGGUUCAGUAUCCAAGGUUGUAAAGGUUUUAAAAGCUAACUUUGCACUAUUUAUGUCUGUCCAGUUACAGGCCACUGAGUUUUCUCUUGGGAUUGGUAGAUGUAUCCCCAUAUACAACUUUGUAAUUGUAGUGGGGAGCAGCAUGGAGCAGGGACAGAGGGCUCCACUCCAGUUUAAUCAAGAAUUCCUUGCUUCACUGUCCUGUCAAUCAAUAAAUUGGUCAAGUAGGGGCCAGGCUUAACAUGCCUGAGACCCAAAAGGUCCCAGGUUGAAUGCCUGGUACCACCAUAUGCCAUUUCUAAGUAAUGCUCUUGUUUCUUUUUUUUUUUUUCUCAUAAAGAUGAAUCUAAAAAAAAAUUUUUUUUAAUUUGAUAUUUUAUUGCUAGUCCCACAAUUUUCUCCCUUUCGUCAAAUCAAGUAGAUGCAUCCUACCAUGAAUUGUCACAUAUUGCUAAUAACAUUUUCACUGGAUAUCAGUGUAAAGAAUCUGAGUGUUUUGCUAGCACUAUUCUAGUUUUCAGCUACAGUAGUUAAUUAAACAAGAUUUCAUAACCAUAAAAGUGCGGAGUUAUCUGAUUGACCACAAAAAAAUCUUUUUGGAAUUAUAAUUGCAGGGCAGGGAAAACAGCAUAACAGUUAUGAAAAAGGACUUUCAUGCUUGAGCCUCCAAAGCCCCAGGUUCAGUUCUGCCCCCCACACCCCCAUCAUCGCCGCUAUAAGCCAGAGCUGAGCAGUGCUUUGGUUAAAAUAAAUAACUUUAAAUAAAACAAUUACUUUGUUAAAAAAAAAAAAAAAAAAGAUUAUGCUCACAAGGGAAGUAACUGGUGUUUACUUGGAUCUUUAAAAAUCUGGCACUCAGCCUUUGGGUAAUUUUCACUGUUUUUGGAUUUUCUCUAAAUUUUGAAAAUAGAAUAAACUUGGGUUUUGAAAUAGUCUUGAUUUGGAAACCAAAGAUUUUCUAAGACAUUAAGUUUUAUAGUCCAUUCAAUUUAAAUUUAUCUGGUUAUUUAAACAAAGAAUACCCCAUUUUUAAAUUACUGGAUUUUUAAGAAAAAACUUUUUAAUUAUCUAUUUUAUAAAAUUUGAUAUUGAUAUUUGAAGUUCUGAUUUUUUACAGUAAGUCUGCAUGAAAUUCUCUAAUUUGAAAACAAAUAUUGUUAGCUAACUGUUGACAUUACUCCAGUGAAUUUUGGUGCCAUAUACUUAUAGCUAAAGUCUAGUAGGAGUUGAAAGCAUUGAUGAAAUAUAUUUAAGAGUGCCUGUCAUUUAAAAGACCAAAUAAACAUUGUGUAUUAAAUGAAUUAUCAAAUUGUUAAAGAUUUAAAGAGAAUUGCUUUGGUUGUUAAGCUGCAGCUUCUUGCUGUCUGAAUGAAUGGCCCACAUGCUUGCUGUGUGCAAUAGAUACACUCUGGAAAAGUUACAUGUAAAUAGAACUUUGUAAGUUGUUUUCCCAUUGACAGUAUCUGGUAUGUUCUCAGUUUAAAGGGGAAUUUCAUGGUAUAAUAAAAAUUUUAAACAAAA
This is a messenger RNA of Erinaceus europaeus (western European hedgehog), 5277 nucleotides long. It is a transcript of the gene TMOD3, whose product is annotated as tropomodulin 3. The record is from RefSeq and is a predicted model, not a curated record. Gene Ontology annotation, molecular function: tropomyosin binding. Gene Ontology annotation, cellular component: striated muscle thin filament; myofibril. Gene Ontology annotation, biological process: muscle contraction; pointed-end actin filament capping; myofibril assembly. The transcript is spliced from 13 exons. The coding region runs from base 561 to 1619 and encodes 352 amino acids. Lineage: Eukaryota; Metazoa; Chordata; Mammalia; Eulipotyphla; Erinaceidae.